AUGCGUGAAGUUGGAGAUGGCUUCUUUCUACCUACAGAAAUUCACCAGAAAUUAUACCCAUAUCAAUUACAGGGCAUACUGUGGUUCUGGCGCCUGCAUCAGCAGGGGAAGGGAGGGAUUCUUGGUGAUGACAUGGGGUAGGUGUCUACCUUCUCAAGCCUGAUAGUAAAGGCUGAUUUGUGUAUGUGCAUUAUAAUGAAUUUGAGUGGCGACCUUUGUCAAGUGGUCUGUUAAUCCAUUACAGAUUGUCUGUUUAUUACAUGCCAGGUAUGCUACAAUCUUGGACAAAACUGUUGAGAAAAUUGUAUACUUGGAAAGCAUUUUUCUAAACAUCGUAGCUUUACCGGUUCUUCCCUCUCCCCCUUCCCCUGAAAGCAUAUUCAAAAGAAAGCCUGAUCCUUGGACGUUUGUGGAAAGCAACAUUGAAUUGGGGGAAGGGGUUUUCUUUUCGAAAUAGUUUUGUUGCGUAGGAAAGUGGACAUGAUGGGUAAAACUUUCUCAAGUGGUUUUGUCCGGGAUUGUAGCUUACAAGCUCAAAAACCAUGUUAAAAUGACACUGUAAGAUCAAAGAGAUGAAAAACUUAAUACUGGUACAAUUAAAGCAAUAGUAGAGAUCUUAACCUCUCUAACACUAAUUGGCUAUUGUACAAGACAUCCCAAGAAAUCAACCAACAUUUCACAACUCACCAAUGGUUUCCCUGCGAAAAUAGCUCCUGAGGAAUGAGUGCAGAAAUUCAAUACUGUUGACUUUUCACUACCCUGAUCUGGGUACUGACUCUCCUAUUGGUUGAAAAUUUCCUUCAAUUUCGCAGAUGUCAUGUGGGGAAACUGUUUGUGGAAUCACCUGUAGCCAUGGCAUUUUUGCAGACCAGACAAUUUAUUUUUACCAGUAGAUCUAUUUUCCCACAAAUUUUGAAUAUCAAAGAAGUCUUACAAAUUAAUCAGUCAUCAAAACCACAGACUAGAAAAUAGUUUUUCUGGUGUUUGAUAGCAUCUAGUUCUCCUUUUUGUAAUAGUCGUACUAUUCUUUUUUUCAAAGUUAGCAAACUUUAUUACAAAAGAAAAAACAGGCAACAUGCAUUAUAACAGUGCUUACGUGAAUGAAAUAUACAAACAAACAAAAAAACAAAAAAAUACAUGUAUAUGUACCAUUUGCUAUAAUACUGUUUACAAUUUCAAAAAACUAAGUUAUUGGUCUACAAUAAUUGUUGCACUAUGGAUGUGCAAGCAUAGAGAACAGAACUUCCAUUUUCACAGGAAAAAGUGCUGAAAAAUGGUGCUAAAAAUAACUUGAUCUGUGAAAACACUGUUGCAAAGCCUAAGUAUGCAAGGGAGUAGCACUCCCCGGGUUAUGGGCUCCUAGCAUCACGUCACAAAAUGUCAGCUGUUUCCUCAGACUAUGAAACAUACUCUGACAGUACAUCUACCUAACGUUGUUUGCAGAUUAGGAAAGACUGUUCAGGUCAUAUCAUUCCUAGCAGGCAUGUUUGAUGCAGGAUUCAUCAAAUCAGCUCUGAUUGUGAUGCCAGUGUCACUAUUGUCAAAUUGGGAGAAAGAGUUUAAUAAAUGGUAAGACAUUGACAGAGCAAUGUACACCUCCCCCCCCCCCCCCCAUGCCACCAUUUCUUUGUCUUUCCCUCCUGUUAAUGACUGGGAAUACAUGUAUCCCCUGGUUAUACACCUGUAGGUAAUUAUUACUAAUAGAUACUGUAAAUCCUCUAUUGAGCCCCCCGGGGGCUUAUUUAUUUCAAGCCCAUUUGAGCAUGGAGGGGGGCUAGCCUGCAGACACAGACGUAUUUCCGGUUGUCGCUUCUCUCCACCCGUGGAGCGUAGAGAAGCGAUGACUGGAAAUACGUCUGUGUCCGCAGGCUAAGGGGGAAGGGGCUUAAUAGACAUGGGGUCCUAUUUACUUUAGAAAAGAUGGUGGUAUUAGUUCUCCUUAAAGAGCUAGAAUUCAAAGUGGAAAAGCUCAAGUACAAGAAGGUUGGAGGUCAUGCAGCCGAGAAUCAGAAUCAAAUCUGAACUUCCAAUUGGUAAAUAAACCAUCCCAGAUCAGUUCACACUAAGUUUUAUAAUCGUGAUUGAUUAAUGCAGUCUAUCAUUUAUUAGUGAAGAAUAACUAGGGGAGGGGAGGGGAGGGGAGGGGGGUUAAUGGAGUGGGGGGCUUAUUAAUUAUCUUCCCCGUGAAAAGGGAGGGGGGCUUAUUAGAGGGAGGGGGCUUAUUUGAGAGGGAGGGCUUAAUAGAGGAAUUACGAUAUGCAUUAUUGACCAAGCGUUAGGUCAAGACGGCUGGAUUUUGGCCAAGUUCUUUUGUGUGUAUUUAUGGACUGAGAUGAAGUCAAGGUCAAUAAUAAAACAAAAAAGAACAAGGGUGAUAUAAAGCCAUCUUGACUGAACAAGCUUGGUCAAUAAAGGAUUUAUUUUAUGACCACAGAGAGAAAAUUUUCCUUGCGGGACGAACGCGGGAAAUCCCGAGCGACUUAUCUUAACCGCUCGCAGAUUCAGCCAUAUAAGGUUGUGAUAAGCCCUCCCUCACUCUGAUAUAAGCUCCUCAGAAAUAAGCCCACCAAAAGUCCUUUACCACUUUGUAUAAGCCCAGGGUUUAUGGCUGGGAUUUUAUGUAUAUGUAGAGGUUACAAUCCUUUAAUUUUCAGGGCUCAAAAUUGCGACUCACUGACUAGUCGCCAGUACGACUAAAAAUUGAGCACUGGCAUCUGCUCUUUUAAGACCUGGUCACCAAUUGUCGAUUAACCUCAUGUUUCGAUAAGAUACCCCCUUGACCCGAAUCAGUCUCUAUGAAUCAUAAUACAAUAUGUAGUAAAUGCGUUUCCUAGCGUAAAACAAAGUAUUGAGUACUCUGUGUUGUCUUGCAACUCAAACACUGCGCAAACGAAUUACUGUUUAGUAAAUGAAAUGAAGCAAAGAUAAAACAAGACUAACAACGUAUGAAUCUAGACUACCAUUGUCACGUCAAUACAGAGAAAUCAAAGGAAGACUAUACAAAUAUCGUGCAAAUGACGAACUGGUGUACUAAGAAACAGAGCAAUAUCUAUAGCCUUACAUUGUAUGAAAUAAAUAAACAACAUAUUAGGAUAAAUCAAGACUAACACGGUCACACCGUACGAAUGAACUGAAGUACGGGGAAACUUAAAAAGAGGAAGGAACUGACCUAAAGGGAAACGAAAAAGGAAUGUAAGAAGACAUACAAGACGAUUAAACAUUGUUAAAGGAGCACACUGACAGACAGUGAAACGUAGACGACAAGACUAACAUCGUGCGAACAUUCUGACGUACACUGAAUGAAGAAAUAUUCAGAAGAAGACAAGGAUAACGUACAAACGAACCUACAGGUAAAUAUAAAAAAAGCGAAAAGCAACAUCGUACGAAGGUAACUCAUUGAAGAAAUUGAUCGACACAUCGAAUAUCAUAGUUUACGAUAUGGCGAAACUGUGAAACUUGAUUGUAGGGAUAUUGUAUGGAGACCUUUCCUUGGAGUACGAGUAUUUCUGAAUAAAACGUGGGAACUGUUAUAAAUUCUUUCUCAGAUUUUACAAGGUCUUCAAGAAACGAAUAAAAUAUGGAGCUCGUCAGUGUACUAGGAUUUUCUUCUGGUAUAACAACCAUACCACUUUGAAGUCAAACUGGUACUUUACAAUUUUGAUUUGUCCACCAAGUAUUUUCCUCUUGUCGCCAGCUGACGCCCAAAUGAAUGAGGUCAAUUUUGAGCCCUGGACUUUUCUCAAAAUGAUAAGUUACAUGCAUGGAUCUUCACUUCAAAUACGGUGAAUUCUUGACAACCUCAUACAAUCUCAUUAAGAAGAGAAACAAUUUGGCUUCCCAGUGAUUGUAUUUUUGAUAUCCUCAGGGCCCCUGGAAUUCGUGUUAAACUUUUUCAUGGAUCAAACAAGAAUGAGAGGGAAAGAAACCUUCAUAAAGUACAGCGAAGAACGGGUGUGUGCCUGACAACAUAUGGUAAGAUGAUCAAGUUUUUUAUCUGUCCUCAUACAGAUAAUAUGUUUUUCCCUUGAUAACUUACAAAGUUAAAUGUCUUUGUAUGUGUAUGUUUCUCUUAUUAUCAUCUGUAGGGCUAAUUCAAACAAGCUACGGGGCUCUAGCAAGAACAUCGUCUGGAAACACGUUUACAUGGGUGAGUCAUAUGGACUACUAAAGUUUUCUUUCCUUUCUAUUUUAGGGAUAAAAGCAGCUAUUGCAUCAUAAUCUUCAUCAUCAUCAUUAUCACAUAAUUUAUGUCAUAAUUAUCUUCAUCACAUUGUCAUCGUCAUCAUUGUCUUCAUUAUCAUCAUCACAUCAUCAGUGUCAUUAUCUUCGUCCUCAUCAUCAUCAUCAGUCCUUUUUUUUUUCUCAAACAUACAUGUAGGUCCCAAUGCUACUAACGCUCACUAUCUGACUCAUCAUUGUCUUCAGUUCCUACUACUGUAGACAGACAACUAAAAGAAUUUACAAGGAAUGAUUAUAGAUAAACAGUACAUACAGUAUUCGGACACCCAAAAUAACUGAAAAGCUAAACUAGUUGGGUGACCGUAAUUAUAAUAAUUAAAAAUGUGAAAAGUCAGGAAAGAGGCACAACAAAUACAUUUCAAUGCUAUUGUGAGUAGUGACUUUUACAUGUACCAACAUAAGGCCUAUUUCCGUAUUUUCUAGCAUCCCUAUGCACCUGACAUCCCUCUGCCCGAUCUUCACACACACUUUUGGCGACAUUGGUUAUAUUUGUUCUUCAAAGCUAGAACUGUUGUUUGUUUAUUCUGUCAUUUUCAAGGACUAUAUCAUUUUGGACGAAGGCCACAAGAUUAAAAAUCCGUCCAUGAAAACUAGCAAAAACGUCCGUGAAGUUCCUGCAAAGAAUCACUUUAUCUUAACAGGCACACCAGUGCAAAACAAUCUCAGGGUAAGUAGCCUGUGUGUGAUAGUGAGAUGAAGGGGUGGGGAGGGUAGGAAAAUAAGUAAACGGUGACCACAACAGUGUCUGAUAUGUUUAAACCAUGUUUUUAUGAGGAACAACCGAGACGACAUCGAAAUGACGUGGCAAUAUGGCAGGUACCACGGGUUACAAACUUGAAUGAAAGCACUUUUACGUACGAGGCAUCAUGUAAGACACUGAAUGACUGUAUGAUCUGCUGUGGGCCAUUUUCUCGACUCCAAGUACCAGAAUUCAUUUCGUGUUUGCUUUUUAAAUUUCAUUUUGCGAUUGUCCAAUUAAAAUGCUUCUAGAAACCGUAUGGUUGAUAAGAAGAACUGGUUAGGACCAGUAAUUCAAGCUUUGUUUGUUGCCGUCGUUGAACCUCUGUGACUCCCAACGUGAGACAAGCGUGGUGUUUAGGGAGGAGCACUUUCCCUCCCCCUUUUCUUCCCCCUUCUUUCUGUCAGUCUGCUCGCACUUUUUUACCUUUUUCUACGUGCCCUGUUCCCCCUCCAUAUAGGUAACAUGGAAACGUAUUGUCAAUCUCAUCACAACGUCUUCUUCUUUAUCACCAGGAAAUGUGGGCGCUGUUUGACUUUGCGUGUGAAGGAAAACUGCUUGGCUCCUCACGAACAUUCAAACAAGAAUACGAAAACCCGAUUGUCAGGGUGAGAACAUGUCUGUUUUACUUUGCAGUGAGAUUUCUAAAAGAGCAACUCCAGUCGGAAAAGUUCGUAAGAUCGUCGGGAUCGAGCGUUUACCGGUACAUGUACGUUUACCGGUAUAUGUACUGAGGGGGCAGACGUCGGCGUGACAAUCUUACGCAAAAAAAGGGGGACUGUGAACAGUCUAUGACAAACGAUGUUUGCGGAAUGUAAUUUGACCAUCCAGGGUAUAAUUGCUGCGUUAAAAAUGAUAAAUUUGUCGCCAAGGGACUCUAAAAAAAACUUGGUUCUGUUCACUUUUGUUUCUUUGUAAUGGUAUACAUUGUACAGUCAACUCUCCUAAAAGCCAGGACACAUCUUUGAGGCUGACAUGCCCAAAAAACGGACACCUACAGUCGGUCCCUACCUAUUGACCUUUUGAGGUUCAGAAUCCCAUGACGAUUGGUCAGUGUUGUGUCUAAUUGCACCUUGGGACGGUUUGGGGAUGCUAUCACUUCUUUCAUUGGCUGCUACGAAGUUGCGCCGGACACUGGGUCAAAAGGAUCCCAUAGUUCAUUUGGACACAACGCUGUCCUAGUCCGCCGAGCCUAAUGGGAAUAUGAACACCUCACAAUGACAGACACUUAGUACUCGCAGGAGCCGAUAUAGUAAUCGGCUCCUGGUACUCGUCGUUGCCACUCUUCAAUAGAGAGCUUUAGAUUCUAAGACGAGUACGACUACGAGUACGCGAUUUUCUCAAAACUAAGUUGUGCGCGCGCGUGAACCAGGGUCAGUUUGGCGGGAAAACGUGAUAGUCGUCGCCAUUCUAUUACGAGUUUUAGCUAGAAUGUCGUGUUAGUGGACACAAGUCAUAGGGUGUUACAGGUUUUAUUAUUUUGCGGCUGGGAGAUAACACUGCUAUUUUUUUUGGUGAAAAAGAUAUACAAUGAAGCUGUCCGGGGUGUCUAUUAUUUGAGAAUACGCGAAAAAACUUUAAGUUAAAUCUCGUACUCGUAGUCGUUGUCGUCCUAGAAUCUAAAGGUCUCUAAUAUAUUCUUGGAUUCUUUAUAAGACGUACACUUCUUGUUUAGUGGCGGUCCCUAACAGCGUCCACCGUCUGGAGUUUACUGUAUAUACAUUAAAAAAAUUGUCUACCUCUAACAUUUAACAAAGAAUUUUUUAAGACAACAACGCGACAAUCUGGCUUACACUCUUUGAUAUUCCUGGUUUUCUAAAAACAAGUUAAGUGAUGUGGGAUAAGUUGUCAAAAGAUUCAUUGUAACCUAUUUGGUCGUAGGCAAGGGAAAGAGACGCCAGUGCAUACGAAAAACGCAUUGGAAUGGAGAUGUCAGAAAGCCUACGUAAGCUCAUAGAGCCUCAUUUUUUGAGAAGAACGAAAGCUAUGGUGUUGGAAAAGAAGAAAAAGGCUUCUGAUGAUGUUGAUGGCUCUGAAGAAAAAGAGAAUCGGCGAGAAGGCGGUGCUAGGUACAUGAAUUCUCGUUGUUUGUGUUUGUACGUGGGUUCAUUCUGAUUUAAGAAAGGGCCCCUCAUUACGUUCACUCGGCUGUAACAAUUGGUAAAUUUGCUAAUAAUUGACGUAGAUAUCAUUUAGUGCAAAGGUUGAUCAAGUUGAUUGACCUGGGAAUAUAUCGUGUCCGCACUAAUUCUUUCAUUUAUGGCCAGAAACGAUAUUUAUUCGUUUAUGAACUUGUUGGCUCUUGGAGAAGUUUUUAAAUUUCUAAUCGCUACAUCGCUCUCGAAGUGUGGACGGGAUGGAAGCCGUAAAGACAUACGUUGGGCCACAAUUUUACUUUGCUUUUGCGAAUUUUGCAAUUGCUUAUCCCCUACUUAUCAUUCCUGUUUCCUUUCCUUUCAGAAUGCCACAAUCGCUAACGCGAAAGAACGACCUAAUUAUCUGGCUCCACAUGUCUGAUACCCAGCAGAAAAUAUACAAGGACUUUCUAGGUCUUGAAAGAGUGAAAGAGGUAUGUUUUUAAACAAUACCAGCACACUUCCUUUUAAUACAACUGAUAAUUAUUCCUCACAGGGAUAUGAUACAGUAAGUCAGACUAUAUUUCCUUUCGAGUGAGCAAUUCGACCUUUUUAAACUCCAAGUUUUUAGUCAAUUCUAAUUCCCGCUUGCGCGUUUUUUGCGGGUAAAACGCUCCAAUCACAUCAGUCUUCAACCCUUGACGAUCACUUAAGGCUGGCUGUCACUAGCGACGGUCACUAGUGACAACCGGCCUUAAGUGACAGCCGACGGAGUGAGUCGGAGUCGUAAAAGGAGUCGUUAGAACACUUAUGACCUAAUAAUGCAAAUAGAAAGUCAAAGUUGUAAACGGAGUCAUACGAUUGAAUCGGAGUCGAAAGGACGUUUCCAUUUUCUUCCGACUGCGUUUAUAACCCCUUUGAUUACGAGCCAGUGAGUCGGUAUCCUGUGUACAGCCGCUCCCUCCCUUUGUUGUAGGGGAGGAAGCCUGUACACAGGUUAGGACUUGGUUGAGAAGGGGAAGGAUAAGCCAAUCACAAUGCUCGUUCCCACGCUUUGUGAUUGGUUUAGUUUUUCUGCUACUGCUGCGACUCCGACAAACUACUUUUCACUACCGUCUCCCCUGCCCCCCCGAAAACAGGUGUUAGCAAUGAUUGUCGUGGUAGUGUGUGUGUGUUGAGGGGAGGGGGUCCGCCCCGUUUGACAGUUGAGAUGGCCCCCUCACAAUAAUUUUUCCUCCGUUCUCUUUUCACUCUUUCAGUUGUUGAUGAGUACCCGUUCACCAUUAGCUGAAUUGAAUGUUUUAAAGAAGAUUUGUGAUCAUCCCCGCCUGCUUUCCACUCUUGCCUGUGAGCAGCUGGGAUUGGAUGAAGAGGACAGGUUUGUUACGGCAUUUCAGCCCCUGAAUCGAAAUCCAUUAAUGAAAAAAAGAUCAAACUUUAUUUUUUUAACCUGUGAGAAACAAAUGCAGGAGCGUAGCUAGAAAUAUUCCAGACGUACGCACAGUUUUCCAUAUCAGCCAUACAUGGUCUCCCAAAUCGUAUUCACGCCGGUGAUUUUGUUUUGAAAACAUUAUCUGAAAACAAUAAAAACGGAGUUACAUUCGCCACAGUAGAAACGAGGAAAGUGGGCCGAGUUAACUUUCGCAAAGACUUCUGGGACUGUUGCUUAGGACAGGGAAAAAAAUUGUCCAAUAGCAGCAAAUAACUGAGCGGCGCGUCCCCAGUAACGAUCCCAGAAACAAUUGCGGGCGCGUUUCUGCUCCAGUUCCCCUCUCGUUUCUAAAGUGGUGAACGAAUUGACAGUUACAGUCAAGUCCAUUUAUAGCGGACACUGUAGGGACCUCGAGUUAGUGUCCUCAUUAGCGAGAGUCCGUAUUUGCGGGAGUUUAUUUCAGUCAAGCGUCUGUAGAUGAUUUUUUCCUGGGAUUUAGCUUCUGUCCGUAUUAUCAGGGUGUCCGUUAUAGCGAGGUGUCCGCAAGGAGACAGUUGACUGUAGACCGUUUUUCACCUUUCCCUUAUUUACCGUUAUGUUCCUUUGCCUAUACUUCGACAUUUUGGUAGGUACGCACAUGCGUAUUGGUAUACAGAUAGCCACUUCCCUCAAAGAGCAUCAUUUAACAGUUCUACCCGAGAGGUUUCGUUUGAAUGGUACAUUCAGAAUCAAAAGUUAAAACUACUUAACUUCGUAGUUGACUGUACGAUUAAAGAGGUCAGGAGUCGCUGGCUCCUAACCCCUACGAACCGUCGGAGGACCGUCCGAACGAAUGUGUUUGCUAUGUAUAAGAGGGCAAGGGACGGGGUGAGACCCGGAAAUGAAUUCGGGCUGCCACCCAAACUCUAGUCCUCAAGCCCUAGACGUGUGAAAAUAAGCAAAUGUCGUAAUACCAUCGAGGUUCGCGUCAGUGACCCAAACUCUGCCUGAUCAUUGCUCCUACUCCUAAAAGAAAAGCGUUGAGUGAGUUUGUUUAAUGUUAGUUGAUUCACUGGACAACGAGAAACAUAAUCUAAAGAAAGAAAUCUUUGUCUCCCUUCUGCUGUGCAAAUGUUCUCUGAGUAUUUCGUAUUUGUUUUGUUCAUUUAGGCUCGUUGAGCUGGACUCAGCCGCUGACCAAGAUGGACCAUCAUUUGCCACCCAGCCAAAAGGCUUGGGUCCUUCUGACAGGGUGCUCACACAGGAAUCAGGGAAAAUGGUCUUCCUGGUUUCCCUGUUGAAUAAUCUCAAGUCUGAAGGCCACAGGUGCCUGGUGUUCAGUCAGUCGCGAAAGAUGUUGGACAUUAUUCAGCGAGUUAUCACUCAUGGGGUAUGAACGUUAUCCUUUUUGACACCACAGUAAAAUACUACUGCGUAAAAUUUGUUUAUGAAGAGUCACUCUUCCACACUUCUUUAGCACCUCUAUAGACUGGGAAGUUUAUUUAGAAGAAGAACUUAGAACCACCAUGGAUGGCAUAAUGACCCUCCCAACGUAAAGUGAUAGUUGCUUUUUGGGAUUUGCCAACAGAAAGUAAUGGUCAGUAGCUUCCAUUUGCGCGUUGUAGGAUUCCACACCACACACGGACUUAAAGUUGCGUACCAGCGUUACGGCAGGGGAGGUUUGAGGGGGCGAAAAUGCAAGAGAGAAAAAGUGACAGAAGCAGUACUUCGCGUUUUCCGCCCUCUCCCGCUCUCGUUCUCGCUCUUCCAAAUCCUAUUAUGUAGGCUAAGAGUGCGGAAAAGGCACAAAAACAAGUAAAGUUCUUUUUAGAUGCUUUUACUUGAAGUAGAUGCUAAGGUAUUUACUCACAGCCUCAAACCAUAGAUCCUACAAAAGAUUAUAGGAAGAGACUCCGCCCUGAGGUCCAACCUCUUUCCCUUAAUGAUUGAUUUCCAUACCCUUUCAUAUACUUCCUUACCCUCUGAUAUACCUGAAGCCUGAAAAAGGUACCCCUUUCGGGCGGAGCCUCCCCGUAUAGGUCGUUAUAGGGUGUAACCCCCGAACUUUACGCCCAUUUAGAGCCGGUUCUAACAGUGCCCGCCUUAGGGCCUGUUUUACAUGGAGGUGGGGGACCCCAGAUAGGUGAGGUAACAUGUGGUGUGUCAUCCCACCUAUCAUGUAAACGUGAUCUAAUUAAAAUGACAUUAUAUGGACGGGCGGGUUACCCCACCUAAGCGGGUUACCUCACCUGCCUGGACUCCCCUGCCUCCAUGUAAGCAGGCCCUUAGACUGAGUUGUCCGAAACAGUUAACAGGUGUCUUAGAACUACGAAUUAUUUUUCUUGGUAGGGUCACAAAGUUCUUCGUAUCGACGGGACAGUAUCAAAGACUGCUGAGCGUCAGCAUUUGAUCAACACCUUUCAAACUGACCCAUCUUACUCUUGUUUCCUUCUCACCACGCAGGUUUGUAUCCCACACACAAAAAAGCAAUAUAAAUUUAUAUUUUAUCAGUGCCACAAAGUUCGUACGAGUCAUGGAAUUUAAAAAUUUCAUUUUUAAGGCUUGGAAAGUUAUGGAAUUUAAUUGUCGGUCCUUGAAAGUCAUGGAAAAUUAAAGUUUUGUUUGGUAGAUUAGAUACUGCGGAUGGCAAAGCAACAGGAUAAUGUAAGAUAAAGAGGGGUAAUUAAACAGCGCGAAUGGCACGCAUUUUGGUGGAUACCAGAGUUUGUUUCUGUUGAACUGUUUAAGGUCAAAAAAUAUGCUAAAACAAGUAAAGUGUUGAACGUUUUCGAAAAUUACAGCUGAACUUAAGGUCAUAGAAAACUAGAAAAGGUCGUAUUGGGGGCAAGGGAGCAGGAAUAGGAAUCAAGGAGAGAGGAAAAGUAAGGGCCUUUCUUCUCCGACCGUUUUGCCCAAUUCGUUGACUGUAGAUCCAACUUAGCUCUCGUCCUCGUUUCGUUUUAUAUCUGAUUUUCCUUGUCCGUAAGUAAUAACACCAAGAGUGUUGUUGACUACGAGGCAAUUGUAAAACAGUAGCCAAAAUAGAACCAGCAAAUAGCGGAUACAGGUAGACCAUUACCUUAAAUUCUCGAUUUUGUCUCUCCCGCACGCAAACCUCGGGUUAUGGAGACCAGCUUAUUUAUUUAUUUAUUUAUUUAUUUUUGUUUUCAGGUGGGAGGUGUAGGCAUUACACUGACGUCGGCUGAUCGCGUGGUUAUCUGUAAGUCCGUUUUUUCUGUACCAUGAUCAACAUUGCUUUCAGCCAAUCAGUUUUCGGAGCAAGCGCAACCAAAAUACAGCCUCAGCGCGCCUAAGAACACGUGACCCUCCCGUCAAAGUCGGGAAGUUGGGCGCACUAGGGCAUGUUACGUUUCCUUUCAGCUGCUUUGUUGAUUGCAAAAAUACAGCUUGUUGCUCAGGUUUCUAAGAGCUUAAGGAGCAUGGGUUGGCAGUUUCAUAGCUUGGACAGACAUACAUACGGUAUGCCACUGUGAUCGUUGCAGUGAAGCUUGAGGUUUUUUUCUCUGUUCGCUUAAGAAAUUCACCCUACCACCCGCAGUUGGUCAUUGUUCGUAACGCUUUUAAACGAAAAGUACAACACUGAGUGUUUUUUUGGGUCGGUGAUGAAAAAUCCUUAUUUCUUUACGCAGUUGAUCCCAGCUGGAAUCCGGCUACAGACGCGCAAGCGGUGGAUAGGUGAGAUUCUAGGAAGUCGGGUAGAUAAAGGUGGAUUUCCACUGUCGCGUAAUUUUUACGUGCGUACCGGCGUAAAUGAAAUAGAGUCUAUGUAUGGAAGGUGGUGCGUAAACGUAACAGUUGGACCUCGCUCAACUUUUAACGUAACGCGCGACCUUUUUAUUUCGCCUCUACUUUAUUGACGCACGUAAAUGUCACGCGCAUACGCAGUGACCAACGCGUUCGAAAUUCACGCGACAAACAUUUAAAUAUUUACCAUCAUUUGUUAACCCACUCGCGUUCUUAUACCACCAACGUGAAUAGCGAUCAGGUGAACUGGGCAAUCAGGUCUGGACGUGCUGUAAGUGGUACAAACCGUGUAAAACGCUGCAUACCACUUUUUCAAACGAUAUAUCUGGAUCAGUUCGCGUUUUCACUGAAAAAAAAAAGACCGAAGCCUUUAGUAUCAAAGGGUAUAUUUCAUCAUUUCCCAUCAUAAAUUUAUGACCAUUUGCCAAUGAAACACCCCUAUAUAAAGGAGGAUAGACGUGUCAGCUUCCAAGGCUAUCGCAAUGGGUAAACACUUCUUCAACCACAGCAACAGUAGUGAGCCCGUAGUAAUCAACUGUAACAUGCGAUGCUUGUCAUGUGAACCCUUUAAGCCCCAAUGGUGACCACAUCCAAUUUCUCUCAAUAUUAACACUGCCUGAUCAAACAGACUGGUUAUGAGAAUUAAUGAAAUGAUCACCAAAGAUGAAAUCUUGUGAUGUUAGAACAAAUUCUCUCAAGCAGUACCAUGGGGAAUGUAUGAAGAACAGUGUGGAGAUUCAGAAGAUGCAUGUCGAUGUUGGGGCUUAAAGGCUUAAAGGGUUAAAACACUUUCUACUUCAACGAGCAAUUUCUGUCAUAGCUAACCACUCGAGCUGGUUUUUUAAACAGAGUAUACCGCAUCGGACAAAAGAAGACUGUAGUGAUUUACCGGCUCAUUACAUGCGGCACUUUGGAGGAGAAGAUCUACAGAAAGCAGAUUUUUAAAGACGCGCUCAUGAAGCAAACCACCGGUGUUUCCAAGAAUCCUUUCAGGUAAAUGUGAUGUUACACGGAACGAUUCGCAACGACGAUUUUUAGCGCAACGCAGCCUUUCAAUGUUGGAAUAAUGUUGCAACGCUGUGUUGCGCUAAAAAUCGUCGUUGCGAAUCGUCUCGUGUAGCAUCACCUUAAUAUUACGGUACACACUUUAGGGUCAUAUUCACUAAUACUGGCCAGGUCCUCAGAGCGCAAGAUAAAGCAAAUACUGUGUUCUCAUUGGCCAUCCCGGCGAGCGAUCAAACCCGCUUUUUUUGCCACACAUAAAAUUAUCUUUUAACCAAUCUUGUGUGAUCAAGAUGGCAGAAGGUUGCGUUCGUUGAUUUUGCUACGAAGCCAGUAUUCCGCCAUCUUGAACUCACUCGUGCGUGUAGAUUUAUACAUAACACUUAACGAUAAGUAAAUUUUUGUAAAAAAAAAUGUCACUUAAUAGGAAGAGCUGUAUUGGCGUUUUAAUAGGUUGUAUACUGUGAAAGGUUUGAACUCAGGAGUCAUUUCCUAAGUAGGUAGGGUAUGAUGGUCUUGGUGAAUGUAGUCGUGAAUAGGACUGUUGUUGACAGUAAGUAACGUUUUGACAACCUGUGCGGUAGUCAUCUUCAGAGUCAAAAUGAGUUGUGUCACGGCAGGUGAUGGUAAUAAACUCUUGUUAUUGACCUGAUUGGUCAAUUAAGUCGCGAUGUUAUUGGUCGUCUGUCAGUUAAGCCGUGAUGUCAUGGGCUGUAAGGAUUCAAAAUGUCAUUGGGUGUUUCGAUCCGUCUAUUGUCACAGUUUAUACAUGUAUACUAUAUACUAAAUGUACUAAAAGCAGUUAUUCUAACGGUGAUUUUUUUGUGUGUAACUUUCAGGUAUUUUACAAAUCAGGAACUUCGAGACCUUUUUACGUUGGACGAUCCUUACACAUCUACAACGCAAAUGCAGCUGGAACAAAUGCAUGCGCAUCACAGGAAAACUGAUGCAGAGCUGGACAAGCAUAUUGAAUUCAUUCACACGCUGAGUAAGUUCAAAUGUGACCGUCUGUCAGUGAUAACGCCAUGCCAACUCAGCUCAAUUAUAUCUUAUUAUAUGCCUGAAUCCGCGAGCGGGCAAGAUAAAAAGAAUCCAGCGUUCUGAUUGGCUACCCGAACAGGCAAGAUGAACAGAAUCCAGCGUUCUGAUUGGCUACCUGAUCUGGCAAGAUAAAAAGAAUCCUGCGCUCUGAUAAUAUCCAACCAUCUUGACCUCGCGCUUGGUCAAUAACGCAUAUAUAACGCGCAACACGGGAGGCUUACAUUCUUUUUGUUGGUGAAGCGGCUAAAGCAGCGGUAAAACAGGCAACAAAAACGUACAACUUGUUCUGUUAGAUUGCUCCAAAGCGUGUCGAAUAGCCACGUUGCGUGUUUGAUUACCUACGAAUCAAACCUAUCUUGCAACAAAUCAGUUUGUUACAGGUUGCGGAAAAGGGUUGCAGAAAGUAGAGAGAAGUUCUAUUUUGUUGCAACGAAAUCAGUAUAUGUAGCGCGUUUUACCAGCCCAACGCAAACUUGUUUUGCAAUAAGUGACGUAAUUUACUUGUAUGGCUCGACUCCCGCUUAAUUUUACCCAGUUAGAAGUCAGUAUUCACGCAACUUGUAACAAGCUCAUUUGUUGCAAAACAGGUUUGAACGUUGGUGGUAAAACGCGCAACAUCGCUUUUCAAGUCGUUUGGUAGCAAUGCUGCAAAACAUGUCGGACGUUUUUGUUGCCCGAUUUACCCUAGCUUUAGAGUUUUUUUACUGGAUAGGACGACAGUCAGUCACAGGGUUACCCCUUGUCUUUGUUUGCAACCACGUGACGAGACGGCCAUGUUGGUUUUCCUUUUCGAAGAAUUUACAUAAAAAUGGGUUUUAUUUCCCAGAGAGAGAAAUGCUUUGUCCUUGACCACCAACAUGGCGCCCGUGACGUCACCUGCAAACCAGCAAUAAGACUUACAACCUCAGUGUGUUUGGCUAUUUUAAGGUUGCGCGCGAGACUGGGUCUGUGUUGUUCCGAAUUCCACCAUGGAACUGUUUAAGGACACUAUCGCUUCUUUCAUUGGCUAAUCACAAAUUUGUGCAGGGAACUGGGUCAAAAUUCGUCCCUCAAAACAGUCCCAUAGUGCAAUUCAACGCAACACACACCCAAUCUGCCGCGCAACCUUAAAAAAGCCUGUUGGAUAUGAGACUUAAAACUCCUUUUUUCCUUUUUACUUGUAGAUAUAUUCGGCAUAAGUGACCACGACCUAAUGUACUCCCAGGAAGAAGUAGACGCAGCAGAUGAGUUAAGCAGUGGUGCUGAUGAUGAUGCUAUACAAGCCAGAGUUAGUGAAUGAUUGGUGUCUUUGGAGCCAAUGCUGUACAUACUAUGGCUGUGGGGGGAGGGGAAGGGUUACCUUAAGGAAUUAUUAGUGGGGGUUUGCUACCUGGUUCUCCAAAUAUUAUCCCUAUUUCAGGCCAAAUCAUGCCAUGUUACGUGAACGGCCCCGGUUAUGUAAUGGCCCCGGCCAGUUGCCUUAGAACCUAACGUGUGAAGUUGAAAUACUGAAAGAGUUUGACUGGCGUUUGAGGUUACGUCUUAAGUAUGUCUUAAGUUAAAUGUCCCACUUACAGACCCUUUUGUUGCUUAAAAAUUCUUAGAAAAUGUUCGAACAAGUUGCUGCAUCUGUACGAUGUUGAUUUUGGUUACGUCGUAUGUGUAAACUAGGCCUUAACAAAUUCUGCUUUUUCCUUAAAAGACGAUGUUACACGCGACGAUUUGUGACGACAAUUUUCAGCGCAACAGAGCGUUGCAACAUUGUUACCAUAUUGUUUCGGAUUGUUUCAACAUUGCUGCCCAAAAGUCGCCUCGUGUAACAUCACCUUAGUAAUGAUACACUUCCACCUUCCCUUUUCCUGCCUUGUCGCAUUCUCCCUGGAUCAAAUUUUCCAGAUUCAAGAUUUCGAGCCGUAAAAUAGUUUAUCCAACCCCAGGAUAAUUUUUUUUCAAUCACAUGCCCUCGACUUAUAAAGAACAGUAGAGGGUAUCUUUGACUUCUCAAUCUGACCACCCUUUUGGCUUGUUUUAUUUUAUUGCACAGGUUCUUCGUGCCCAGAAUUUGAUGGCAGCUGAAGCGAGGCUUUCAGGACAAAUCCGGCCUGGGAACUCAAAUCCCCCUUCCGGUAUUCACCCAGGGGAAAUGGCUUUACCCCAGGGGUUGCGCCAUUCACUACCUGCUAAUGAAGAUAAUAUGAGCGCAAGGCAGAAGAUUCAAGCAAAAAUCGACAGUGAAAGAUUCAUUGUUCCCAAGCAACAAGACACCAAGCGAUUUCAACCAAGACAAGUGCUUAAGGUUAGAAUUGGGCAUUUAAUGAGCUAAUACGAAAAGAAGUGUUAGUAGUUAACAGUAUCUUCCUUAUAUACUAAGGAUCUAAUGCUUUAAUAGAACGUUUUCAAUUACGUGGCCAGCAUCUAUGUAAAUUUAUCGGAACAAAAGAAAACGUUUGCAUAAGAAAAGAGUUUUAAACUGCCUCAGGAUUUGUUUAGGAAACCAACAUGGCCAUUUCAUUGUUUUGGGACACCAAGAUGGCCGCCGUGACGUCAUGUGAAAACACGCUAUACUCCGUUAUGAAAAUUUGUGUUUAUGGUUGAUGGGAGGGGUACAAGCGGCACUGAAUUGGACUGUUUACACUUACUCUUUAGACUCCAGCGAAUCCUAUUGUUUCCAACCCCGCAGUGGUAGACUUGUGUUCGCCAAGUCCUGUGAAAAACUCCACCCUUCCGUCCCCUGUGGAAAAUGACCAGGGCUUGGAUACAGACAAGGAGGAGGAACUAGAGAAGACGCCUUUGUUUGGACAAAAGCACAUUUCCUUGGACUUGUGCACUCCAGAUCAUAAGCAGUUCUCCCCUCACAAGUCCCCUGUGGAAGAUAAUCACCUACCAUCACUCACAGAUGUCAUAACACGAGAACAGACGCCUCAGAGGGGAGAUGUUGUGCGAGGUUCUCCACACCAGUCUCCCGAUGACAUAAGCCAUUUGUUACUUAAAGAUCUUUUAGAUCAAGAGGAACAGACCCAGGGGGAGGGUCUGGAGGAAGAGUUUAAUUCCCUUCGUAUUGAAAAUGACAGCAUGAACUCGGUGAAGGACAAUUCGUCGAGGAGUGAAAGUUCUCUUUCUGACACUUCCCUCGAAAAACAAACGUGAGUGAUAAGUAUUUUGUCUCUGUUGGAAAGGGUUAUAGUCUGCCAACUUCCGUUAUUGCAGACAUCCCCAGGGUUUUUUUUGAUAAAGCAGCUUAAGACUAAGUGCGAGGGAAUUUUCUGAAACUGUUUUCUUUGUUAUAAAGGAAUUCCCCCGGCUUUAUUUGUUUCCCAUACUCGUUAACCCGCUGCCAGUUGUACAGUUAGCCUUGAUUAACGAGUGUAAACUGUAAACGGAACGCAGCGUAUUUACGUAUAUGUUUGUACACUUUUAGAGUUUCCAACACUGCAAUCACUGUUAUAACUUCCCCAGAACUAAAAUUGCUCGCUACCUUGUCACGAUUAUUUUAUUCAGGAAGUGAAUGACUCACUAUUGGAACAAGCUGUCUUUCAUUUUUCGUGCUCUUUUUCUUUCUUUUCCAGACUUGAAGAGUCUAGUCAGUUGUCAGACGAUAGUACUUCAAAUGCUCUGCCCGAAGCAGAUCUAUGUCCCACAGGCGAACAUGUUUCUGACAACAUCAAGAUACAGAGGUGCGCUUGUCUAGUCAGCAGUGAAGAGCAAGAAACAUAUGACGCCUACAUUAACGGUGGAAGGUUUGUCUUGUUGACAUUUUCUUUCAAAUGCAUGUGACAUAUAUAAGAGAUUUAGAAUCGCUUUUACGACAAACGUUAAACAUUGGAUUGAAGAAACUAAUUUCUCGAAAGUAACUUUUAUGGAUGAACCUGACAUGAAACUAUCAUUUUUGUGUACAGUUAUAGACUACGAGUGGUCCCCAUUUUUCCUCAGGGUUAGUAGAGCGAGCGAAACGCGAGCGCGCGUGAAAAUCAUUCCACGCUAGAAAGGCGAGACGGGUGAUUUUCACGCGGGCUCGCGUUUCGCUCGCUCUGUUAUCUCUGAGGAAAAAUGGGGACUACUCGUAGUCUAGUACAUUUUAAGGAACGGUAAGCUAUAAAUUAAGGGAAAACUUGGUGACUUGAUACAAUUUGUUAAUUGCCUUUCCCCAUAAAUGUCUGUGUCGCGGUCUGUGUGGUUUGUAUUAAGGAGACGUAUCUUGUCUUUUAUUUAGAAAGUGGUCCUAUAACCACUCAGAUGGUUUUAGUUUGCCCGCAAAUGUACUACUUUAUUUUAUAUAAGAAACUUAAGGGGAAGCGUGUGCUUGAGCGAAGAGUGUGACAACUUUGCAAAUCCCCUCCUUCCCCCACUUCUUGCAUUCUUUUACUCAUAAAAUACCCUGAUCAUGACACAAUUUAUUUUGCAGAGGACUUGAGCAUGAAGGAAAGAAGAAGGAAGCCCUUUCACACUAUUUGAAUGCCUUGGAGUUACAAAACAGCGAUCUAAAGUUGCACUUGAAGGUUUUGGAGCUUGCGCAAGGAUUCAGUAAUACAAAUCACUAAACUCUACGAAAUUCCUCUUGUCUUCUAGUUGAUAUUAUAUUAAUUAAUAUAUCAAUAAAUAAUAGCAAAUGAUCAAUAAGUAAAAGGCUCUGUGAGCUCUACGAUAGAGGUCAGAUUCAGAGAAACUACCCACCUGCCUCUCCCCUAAUCCAACAGUUUGCCCUAGGUAACAAGUUAGUGUUUAUGUUGGAUUUGGGGGAGGGGUAGGUGGGUAAUUUCCAAGAAUCCUAUACUGAUUCAAUUUUUUCCCUUAGUUUACAUCAUUUAUAUAAAUCAAAUAUUGAUAAAUAAUGGCAAAUGGUUACAAAGAGGAUAUUUUCACGCAGGGUGAAGCCUAUGUUUCGGUUAUGUUGGCAGUUUUCCUUCCAGUUUACCGGGAUCAAGACCUCAACCAUGUUCUCAAGUGAAUGGUUGUCAAGCACAACGGUUUCCUUGGUAACGAGGCGUGACUACGUCAAUCAUCGGUC
Molecule: messenger RNA, 19256 nt
Organism: Porites lobata
Lineage: Eukaryota; Metazoa; Cnidaria; Anthozoa; Scleractinia; Poritidae
Source: the annotation of a GenBank genome assembly